Molecule: messenger RNA, 4788 nt
Organism: Esox lucius (northern pike)
Lineage: Eukaryota; Metazoa; Chordata; Actinopteri; Esociformes; Esocidae
Product: homeobox protein Hox-C6
Exons: 2
Coding region: 3114-3809 (231 amino acids)
Biological process (GO): anterior/posterior pattern specification; regulation of transcription by RNA polymerase II
Cellular component (GO): nucleus
Molecular function (GO): DNA-binding transcription factor activity, RNA polymerase II-specific; RNA polymerase II cis-regulatory region sequence-specific DNA binding
Source: RefSeq, a predicted model, not a curated record
UCUGAAUUGACAUUCAUCGCAUAAAUCCUCGCACACAAUGCCAGUUAUUUUAUUACAUUUUAAACAAAAUAUGUUGACAGCACUGAAGCUUAAUAUUGUAAUGCUUUUCUAAAAUGUCUCUUCGUUACACCUGUAGGGUACAUUUAAAUAUAAAGUAAAAGGCUGAUGCCAUAAUUGCUGAGUUAAAACAUAAAACUCUAUACAGCGUGUAAAACAUAUGUUGUUGAUGUGCUUUCUGUGAAGGAAAUGUGAAUUGGGAUGGGGGAGAACUAGAAAGCGGUUUUAUUGUGGGCUACUAUUGAAGUGGAAGUGUAUGGGGAAGUGUUUUAUUGCACCCUUUGUGGAAGACAGUCUGGCAUUUGCGCGGAAAAAACAACUGGUCAUGUAACAGUUUUGCAGGUCUUGAGUUUGGGAGGUAUUCUAGGUUACUAUUUUAACUAUCAAAAAAAUACUUCGGACCAACAUUUUAGUUAUGUAGAACAAUCUGGAUAGGUUAGCAGGCUAAAUAACUAUACUCCACUGACUAUGAAAUAUAGGCUACUCAACGUGUAUAGAGCUAUACUGUGUGUAUGGAAAGGGGUUCACAAUUAAUACAUGUAUUAACUAUCUUAAGAGUUGCUUUAUAAACAAGGCUCACAGAGGUCAAAUCCUCCAUGAAGUCGUUUUAUUCAUAUCAGAGAAAGGCUCGUGGACCGUUAACAUUCAGCACUGAAUUCCGAGCUCUGCAUUCGUCAUAUGGCCCACGUUAACGUAAUAGCCAUUUUAAAAGCAUUCGGAUUUAAAGAUCAAAGGCUGUUUGGAGAACACCACGUAUGUGCUUGACUUCUGCUAGACCAGUGAGCUCAUUAGGUCAAUUAAACGGAGUGCCGAACUUUUAUUUGGAAGGCUGGGUUUAAUUGAUUCGGCUGUGAAUAGUCAUUGAAUUAGUCAAACCAUUCAUAAAAGUGAGUUUUACUUUGAUCAUGUUACCCCAAAAAUAAACCUAAAAGCCCAAUAGGACUUCUCAUUCAAAUCUAAGUUUGUGAAAUGAUGUACUAAAAUUACAUUUUGAGCUUGGUAUCGGGGUCAAGAAGCAACAGAAACAUUAGAAACGCAUCACAAAUAUUGUUGAGGAUGUUGGAACAGAAAGCUGUUGGCUAUGUUUUCUUUUUUUCGUAGUUUAUUCUUUCAUUAUCCGACCCUAGGCGUUUACCGACCCUUUAUAACAUUUACCUAUAGACCCUCAUAACUAAUAAUCGACCAAUUACAGCUACACAUCUCAAAUCCUACACUGUAGCUUAGCAAUGCUAUACACCUCAUUCUCUUGCUGUUGUAUUUCAUGAUGCAAUAUUUGCAAAUGUCUCUACUUUUUUAUCCAGUGAUCUGACUAUUCAAGUGUAAUUGUAUUCUGGAGGCAUGCUCUCACUCUAAAGACUUCCAUUAACUGACGCUAGUAAUUGCUUUGUUUGGGCGACAAUUCCCCAUAAGCGAAUACCCACAGCGGUAUAGUUUGGAAGCCGUGAUUUGUCUGGCGUUAUUACUAUGUGUGCCAUACAUAGGCGUUAAGACAUUCUUUAGCUGACCCCACCCCAAUUGGAUCCUUUCCGUAUCUUAUCCAACACUUUUCUUGAAUUUGCUAAUCUAAUCGCAGCAAAGAAAAGAAAAACGUCUGCCUAUAGCAGACCACUUUAAAAUAUGCUAUGAAAAGUAGUUAGCUUUUUAAUAUAGUCUUUUUCGGGAGACGCUCACAUGCUUCAACUAGAAUCGUACAUUCUUAACUUCUGUGUUGUGUUGCGUUUUUCUGCCAACUGAAAAAAACGUGUUUUAAAACAACGAAUUAUUAUAUUGUUGGAUAGGCCUACCUAGGAUUAAAUGAAUCAACAUCCAGUCCAGUUACGUUACGCUGUUAAAGCCUACGUUCUUAGAUACAUUUUUCUGUGGAAGAAUACUUUUAACAACAAAUUAGCCUGUUUACAACACUUUGGUUUCUGUGUUGAACGCUAACUAAAUAAUUUAGUAUAAUAUACAUUUUACCAGUGUGUUGUGUGGUUCUACAUGGACCCCAAGAGAGUACAGCAUAUAUGGUGUUAUUAUUAAUAUAGACCAAUGUCAACCAUAUUAACAAUACUAUAUACUUAAACAAUUUUUUUUAUUAAUGUUCUUUGUUCAACAUACAUUCAUAUUUUAAUCCGUUCAAAAGCUAUGUAUAUCACAUUUAGGGAAAAUAUAUUUAUGGAUUUUAGAGGGCAGUAUCGUUAAGCUUGUACUGACGGAAUGAUUCGAUCACACGAAGUAUAAUCAUAUUUUCUUUAUAAGGACCUUGAAACAUAACUCUGCGUGGUCUCCUUGGUCCAACUUAUUAAAAAUGACUUAGGUUAAAGAAAUGAAAUAGAGCAUGCGUUGGUAUCAAUUUCUCUAAGUAAUUAAAUUCCGCAUUAAGGCGAGUUCAUUAUUGUGAAUGGUUAUAUGCCAAUCCGAUUUCGUUAAUCCACACAUUAUAUUUUCAUUAGGCUAUACCCUCACAUUGUGUUUUUGUUGUUGUUGCAUGCUGUUGUUGUCAAUUUCAACAGCAAUGUAGCUAGUGUGUGUGCGCCUACGUGCGUGUGUGUUUUGUCAGUACGUACCGCAAUUGUUGUUGAUUAUUUAGAUAAUUGCUAGUAUGAUUUUACAGGAUUAGGCUGUAGGCCUACAAAGACACACACUCACGCACGCAAACACGCGAUCGAAUGCUAUCAUAAUGCACUUAACCCAACGCACAUUUACACGAUGUGUGAUGUGUGUGAGCGCACGCAUAUAAGAGAGUAGUUUCGACUGAGAAUUUAAAAAAAGUUACGUUUUUUUCUCCCUGAUUCCCUCUACUGCCUUCUUUUUAUUGGAGGAAAUGUGGUCAGCUGACAUUGUCAUCUUGUCCAUCCUGGAGUGAGGUUUUAGAAACAACAUUCGGCUGCGUGCAUUGUCUUUAUUGGCGUCCAGAAAUAAAUUAUUUCGACCGCAUUAAAACGACAGACUGACGGAGAAAAACAAAACAAGAUAGUGACUUGCGGAGCGUGAGCAAGGGAGAGAUUGCAUACAUAGUUGUGAUUGAAAGGGAGGGUGGGAAAGAGAACAAGAGGAAGAAGGGAGAGAGGUGAGGUAUGAAUUCGUAUUUCGCAAACCCGUCGCUAUCAUGCCAUUUAGCUGGUGGUCAAGAGGUUUUACCAAACGUGGCCCUUAACUCAACUACUUAUGACCCGGUUCGACACUUCCCGCCUUACGGAGCCGUGUCCCAAAACCGGAUAUAUUCCUCGUCUUUCUAUUCACCCCAAGACAACGUCGUAUUCGGCUCGAGCAGGGGACCGUACGAGUAUGGAUCCAACGUGUUUUACCAAGACAAGGACGUGCUUCCCAGUUGUAGACAGAGCAGUCUGGGACAAGGUGCACAAAGCUCGCUUACUCAGGAUUACCCGUCUGAUCAGGGCAGGAACGUCUCCCAGGAACAGAAGGGCAGCAUUCAGAUUUACCCGUGGAUGCAGCGAAUGAACUCUCAUAGCGGAGUUGGAUAUGGUUCUGACAGACGAAGAGGCCGCCAAAUCUACUCCCGGUACCAAACUCUAGAACUCGAAAAGGAAUUCCAUUUCAACCGCUACUUGACGAGGCGCAGACGAAUCGAAAUUGCCAACGCACUAUGUCUCACCGAACGUCAGAUAAAAAUCUGGUUUCAGAAUCGGCGGAUGAAAUGGAAAAAGGAAAGCAAUCUAACUUCCACUCUCAGUGAAAGUGGUUCGGCAGAGGCGAGUCAAGACACGGGAAAAGAAGACAUAGAAGAGGUGACAGAAGAGAAAAAAGAAUAAACAACUGGGCUUCUAUAUACAUCAAUUCGCUGUGAUGUGAGAAUAACUACCUAUCAACUAUUGUUUGGCACAAUAAAGACACUACAGUAUUAAAUGUAAAGCUGCGUUAAAUGCAAUGUGGACGCAACAUAUCUUCAGACAGCAAAGUUUGUAUUUUCCAUUUGAUUCUGUAGGUAUAUUAACUUUUCACGGACCACGGACCAUUCCUUUCUUGACAUUCCGUCACAUGUGUGAUGUGAGGACGUUCAUGAUGAUACAUUCUUAUAUUUUCUUUGUCAACGGCAAAACAGUGGUUCGCAUCAUUCUGUAUAUGACGAAUAUGUUGGCAAUAUGUUUCACAAAAGUGAUUGUCACAACCAUGUGUGAAGGAAACCGUAAGCAUUACAUCAGCUUGAUGUUUUUUUGUUUUUGCUGUUCUACGAAGUACUAUCCUAAAUAACAACUACCUAAAUUGUUCAUAUGUUUGUAUAUAAAUCUAUAUCUAUAUUACAUGCCUUAGCCCUGUGAGCGCCUUCGUGCGCAUCCCGCAGCUUUUCUGUAGUAGGUACUUAAUUUAUGUUUAGCUAUCUACCAGUAUGUGGUAAAAUCAUAACUGACCGAUGUAGCUUGAAUUGUAGUGUUAACAUAAAAACAAUAAACAAUAACGGUGUUGAAAAAGUGAUGAAAUUUACGUCAAAUCAUAUUUAAUUAAAACUGUUAAUAAAAAGUUGUUGUCCACGUAAACGAGUUUAUUUCGUUAUAGUCCCCCAUGCAAGUAAAAUUUGUACAUGUCACUGUUCGUUUUUUAUUCCGUAAACACAAAGCCAGUCCCCAUUGCUGUUUUUUUAGGUUAUUUUGUGAUUUCAAUGCUUUGCCAUUUAAAAUAAAUAUAUUUUUCUGAGAUUCUCUGACACUGUAUGGCCAGAUACGUUAAAGUUAGGCUAUGCACUGAUAUGUGACUGAUAUGUGGCUUAGAAUACAUACAGUGCAGAAUAGUUUG